CUAUCUUGGUGUGAUCAGUCUCGAAGUGAAAUUUGCGCGCUACACUCCUCUCCUCUGUGAUUCGUCAACGCUGAGGUACAGAGUGAUCACUGCGUCUUCAACAGUGAGUUGAUUAUAUUUAGCUGGCAGAUAAAGUCUCUAUCACAGUGACGGUGCUUACAUUUGGUCCCAUAAGUAGACACAACCAAGAUAGUGCGUUAUUAUCAUGAUUAAUUGAAAUGGCAUUGCUAAGCCAUUCAUUGAUAUUUAUUGCCAUUGCGGCGGUCUUAAGUUAUCAUGUCAAUGGCCAGAGGCUUCUUGAUAACCGACUGCGUACUUUCACAAUUGACUAUGAUAACAACACAUUUCUGAGGGAUGGUGCGCCAUUUCAAUACAUCGCAGGAUCCUUCCACUAUUUUCGCGCUUUGCCUCAGGCAUGGAGUUCGAUAUUGAAAUCAAUGAGAGCGGCUGGUUUGAAUGCUAUCACCACAUACGUAGAAUGGUCAUUGCACAACCCGAAAGAAGGGGUGUACAACUGGGAAGGGAUCGCUGAUCUAGAGCAGUUUGUGCAGUUGGCACAACAGGAAGAUCUGCUGGUAAUACUAAGACCAGGCCCGUACAUCUGUGCGGAGCGAGAUAUGGGAGGAUUUCCAUACUGGUUGCUCCACAAAUACCCGGGUAUUCAGUUACGAACGGCUGAUGUAGCUUAUCUACGGGAAGUUCGUACAUGGUAUGCAGAGCUGUUCUCUAGGUUGGAACCCUAUUUCUAUGGAAAUGGUGGGCCCAUAAUCAUGGUGCAGGUCGAAAAUGAAUACGGAUCAUUCUAUGCGUGCGAUCACAAGUACAUGAAAUGGCUACGGGAUGAAACUGAGCGAUAUGUUAGAGGCAAAGCUGUCCUUUUCACAAACAACGGACCAGGCCUAGCGCAAUGCGGAGGCGUUGAAGGAGCGCUCAGUACUUUAGAUUUCGGGCCAGGAACAUCGCAGGAUAUUGACGGAUACUGGAAAGAUCUUCGCAAAUAUCAACCAAAUGGUCCAUUGGUGAACGCAGAAUACUACCCGGGUUGGCUGACCCACUGGCAAGAACAGCAAAUGGCACGUUCUCCUAUAGAGCCGGUCGUUGCAUCGUUGAGAUACAUGUUGAGCUCCAAGGUGAAUGUCAACAUUUACAUGUUUUACGGUGGAACAAACUUUGGAUUCACUGCGGGAUCAAAUGAGCAAGGCCCAGGAAGGUUUAUUCCAGAUAUCACUUCCUAUGACUACGAUGCACCUUUGGAUGAAUCCGGAGAUCCUACACCAAAAUAUGAAGCCAUCCGUCAAGUGAUUUCGGAGUUUUUCCCUAUGCCACACAGACCAUUACCUAGUCCAACACGGAAAAUGUCCCUUCCAUCCGUUGUACUGAAGCCAAUCGAUAGUCUUUUAAACAAACAGUUUCUCCGGAAAAUAGCAUCCCCAGAAAUACAGAACCUUACCCCGUUAACAUUCGAAGCCUUGAAUCAAUACUCUGGGCUGGUGCUGUACGAGGCAUUGCUACCGACCAAUUUGAAAUCAGACCCGAUGAAAUUGACCGUUGAAAAAGUUCAUGAUCUAGGCUACGUGUUCGUAGAUACGAACUUCAUCGGCACACUCUCCAGACAGAAUCCUAUCAGCAGUCUUCCGAUCACUCAAGGUAUAGGGGAAAAGUUGCAAAUCAUUGUGGAAAACCAAGGGCGCCUCAACUUCGGAACUCCCAAUGAUUUCAAAGGACUCGUUGGAAAUGUGUUCAUCGAUACUCAAAAGGUUCUUAAUUGGACUAUGACAGGAAUUCCGCUGGACAACGUAACAACAAUAAGCGAGUAUAUCGUCCUUAAAAGUCAACUUGACAAAGCAAAGUCACUGAAACGGGCCAGAAUCCACCAGGGAACGCCCCUUCGGCAUGGUCCCAUGGCAUUCUACGGUACAUUCGAUAUCGCAAGGAUAGACAUACUGGAUACGUACCUGAAUCCAUCCGGAUGGGGCAAGGGCGUGGUUUUCAUCAACGGCUUCAACCUUGGGCGGUACUGGCCUCGCGUUGGCCCGCAAAUCACACUCUAUGUACCGCGGCAUAUUCUUAAAAGUACUAUGAAUGAGAUUAUUCUGGUUGAGUACCAAACAAUCAAGGCACCAUUUAUGACUGUUGGAUUCGAUAAAACACCAACUUUUAAUUGAUUCCGCUACUUAAGUAAAGCUUCCUUACAUUAAGAUAAUUAGAAAUGUCAAAGUAAAAAUUAUACUCAACAAUACAA
Molecule: messenger RNA, 2242 nt
Organism: Aedes albopictus (Asian tiger mosquito)
Lineage: Eukaryota; Metazoa; Arthropoda; Insecta; Diptera; Culicidae
Product: beta-galactosidase
Exons: 9
Coding region: 219-2165 (648 amino acids)
Biological process (GO): carbohydrate metabolic process
Cellular component (GO): vacuole
Molecular function (GO): beta-galactosidase activity
Source: RefSeq, a predicted model, not a curated record